CACCCGGUCCCGCACCAGCCGGUGACCCCCCCAACCGCGGAGACAGCUGCAACCCGGAACCUCAGACCGCAGACCCCGUCCGCGCUGGGAAGCGGAAUGCCAGACUCCUCCGCCACCUCCCAGCCAGAUGACUGCCCCCAAACCUUGGCCACGUCCGGGAGACCCAAAUCCAAGCUACUUCGGCCUCUGACACCUCCUUGCAGAACUACACUUCCCAGCAGGCGCUGGAUCAGCGACCACAGCCCCCAGCAUGCUCUUAGGCGCGGCUCCGCCCCUGGCAUUAACCCCAUAGUGGCCGCAGAUGGGCUGGGAGAGGCGCAGAGCGCAGGUCCUGGCCACCCCUCCCACAGGAUGCCCGAGGGCCCUGAACUGCACUUGGCCAGCCUCUUUGUGAAUGAGGCAUGCAGGGGGCUGGUGUUUGGUGGGUGUGUGGAGAAGUCAUCUGUCAGCCGGAACCCUGAGGUGCCCUUUGAGAGCAGUGCCUAUUGCAUCUCAGCCACAGCCCGAGGCAAGGAGCUGCGUCUGACCCUGAGCCCUCUGCCUGGGGCCCAGCCCCCACAGGAGCCACUGGCCCUUGUCUUCCGCUUCGGCAUGUCUGGCUCCUUCCAGCUGGUGCCCAGGGACACGCUGCCACCCCAUGCCCAUCUGCGCUUCUACACAGUUUCACCUGGCCCCCAGCUCGCCCUCUGCUUCGUGGACAUCCGCCGCUUUGGCCACUGGGACCUCGGGGGCAAGUGGCAGCCGGGCCGAGGGCCCUGUGUCUUGCUGGAGUAUGAGCAGUUCAGGGAGAAUGUGCUGCGAAACCUAGCAGACAGAGCCUUUGACCGGCCCAUUUGUGAGGCCCUCCUGGACCAGAGAUUCUUCAAUGGCAUUGGCAACUACCUGCGGGCAGAGAUCCUGCAUCGGCUGAGGAUUCCCCCCUUUGAGAAGGCCCGCACGGUGCUGGAGGCCCUGCAGCAGCACAGGCCGAGCCCAGAGCUGACCCUGAGCCAGAAGAUCAAGGCCAAGCUGCAGAACCCGGACCUGCUGGAGCUGUGCCACUCAGUGCCCAAGGAAGUGGUCCAGCUGGGGGGCAAAGGCUACGGGCCGGAGAGCGGGGAGGAGGACUUCGCUGCUUUUCAAGCCUGGCUGCAGUGCUAUGGCGUUUCAGGCAUGAGUUCCCUGCGUGACCGGCAUGGCCGCACCAUCUGGUUCCAGGGGGAUCCUGGACCCCUGGUACCCAAAGGGGGCAAGUCCCGCAAGAAGAAAUCUAAGGAAAUGCAGCCAGGCCGUGAGGAUGGAAAGGAGGACCCUCCACCUCCAAGCAAGGCCCCUUCCAGGGCACAAAAAGCACGCAUAGACCUUCCCAAGCAGCCUGCAGCCCAGAAGCCCGAGCAGACCAGCCUCCAACAGGACCCCAGCACCCCCACAGUCCCUAAGAAAGGGAAGAGGAGGGGGCGACCAGCAACCUCAGGCCGGCGCAGACCCCAGAAGACCAGAACUAACACCCCAUCCUUAGAGCAAGAAGGGACCUCAGCCUCUUAGCAGGAUGGCCGCCUUGAUUGCACCCACCCCUUCCUGCUGCCUUGCCCUGGAUCUGUCCGGCUUCCUAGAAAUAGGCCCUGUGGCUGUCCUCUGCACAACCAUGAUGCUUUUAAGUGCACCACCCCCCUUCCCCAUUUCUAAAGCCCAUGUGGAAAAUCCUGUUUUUUAAAAAUAAACUUAUAAAGUUGAACUUCUAGGAACGUAUUGGGCGGGCUGCAGGCCUGGGAAGGCCACGUUGGGAGGGCCUGCUGCCCAGCCCUGAAGAUGGGAGGCCACCUCAACAGGGCAAACUGAGCCCCGGUCCCAGUCCUCAAGGCCCUGGCUUGCAGAGGAUCAUCUGCUGCUGCCAGGGACAGCCCCUGGGAGGUGGUGCAGACACCCUGGCCCAGGCAGGGCAGGCCCCACUGCUCCUCUGGUCCUGGAUUUCUCAGGGCUGGUGGCUGCCGCCAUGCCUGGCCUUUACUAGUCAGUCCCCCAAGUCUAGUGCAGGCAGCCAGAACCCACACUCCUGGUCUCCACCCCACCCCAGGCCCUCUGUACCUGCUGACACAGGUGAGGAGCUGCCUCUCUCAUGGUCUCUUAACUUGUGGUCACCUGAGACCCCCAGUCUCUCUCACAGGGGCUGCAACCCAGACUCUGCCUUCACAGGUAGACUUUGACCUCGCCCCUGCCCUCAAAUGCCUGGGAGAAAACCCUCCCCCCUUAAAGCUUGAGGACAGGCCCCUCGGGGGCUGCCAGCAGGGCU
Messenger RNA from Loxodonta africana (African savanna elephant), 2269 nucleotides. It is a transcript of the gene NEIL1, whose product is annotated as nei like DNA glycosylase 1. Bases 97 to 1524 code for a protein of 475 amino acids. Gene Ontology annotation, cellular component: nucleus. Gene Ontology annotation, molecular function: zinc ion binding; DNA-(apurinic or apyrimidinic site) endonuclease activity; damaged DNA binding. Gene Ontology annotation, biological process: base-excision repair. The record is from RefSeq and is a predicted model, not a curated record. The transcript has 10 exons. Lineage: Eukaryota; Metazoa; Chordata; Mammalia; Proboscidea; Elephantidae.